This is a messenger RNA of Hypomesus transpacificus, 2805 nucleotides long. It is a transcript of the gene bop1, whose product is annotated as BOP1 ribosomal biogenesis factor. Gene Ontology annotation, molecular function: ribonucleoprotein complex binding; protein binding. The transcript has 16 exons. Lineage: Eukaryota; Metazoa; Chordata; Actinopteri; Osmeriformes; Osmeridae. Gene Ontology annotation, cellular component: preribosome, large subunit precursor; PeBoW complex. The coding region runs from base 71 to 2362 and encodes 763 amino acids. Gene Ontology annotation, biological process: ribosome biogenesis; maturation of LSU-rRNA from tricistronic rRNA transcript (SSU-rRNA, 5.8S rRNA, LSU-rRNA). The record is from RefSeq and is a predicted model, not a curated record.
UAAUCUACACUCUCAACUUCGACCCCUUUACUCCACAAACCCCACAUGGACCGCUGUUGAUGUCCGCAGCAUGCCGACACAGAAGCUCGAGUACAACACAGACUGUACAAACAUGAGCAAGGCUAAAGAAAAGAGUGUGAAGAAAAGGAGCGUAGAAGAAGAGGAUGACAAGCUUCCCUUGUUCAGCAUAGACCUGACCCUGGAAAAGGAGGAAGAGGAUGCUUCUGACAGUGAGGAGAGUGUGUUCUCAGGGCUGGAGGAAUCGGGGAGCGACAGUGACGAUGAGGAAGAUCUGGCUGUCAUCGAUGGACCCCUGGAGAUCAGCAGUGGAGCUGAGAGCCCAGAAAAGGAAGAUGUUCAGGAAGACGGUUCUUUAUUGAAGAAGGUGAAAAAAAAGAAGGUGAAGAAAGUAUGUGGUGAGAGUGGAGAAGAGGAGAGGGGGAUGGAAGAGAGAGGACUGAGUACCAUGCUGAGGGACGAGUACGAACAGGACACCUCGGAUGAGGAGGACAUAAGAAACACAGUGGGGAACGUUCCUAUGGAGUGGUACCAGGACUAUCCUCACAUUGGCUAUGACCUGGACGGCAGGAAGAUCUAUAAGCCCAUCAGAAACAAGGACGAACUGGACGAGUUCCUGGACAAGAUGGACAACCCUGACUACUGGCGAACGGUGCACGACAAGAUGACAGGAAGUGAUGUCAAGCUGACGGACGAGCAGAUAGAGCUGGUGCAGCGGCUGCAGAAGGGCCACUUCGGAGACGUCAACUUCAACGAGUACGAGCCGUCUGUGGACUUCUUCUCUGGUGAGGUGAUGAUCCACCCGGUCACCAACAGGCCUCAGGACAAGCGCAGCUUCAUCCCCUCCCUCAUUGAGAAGGAGAAGGUGUCUAAGAUGGUGCACGCUAUAAAGAUGGGCUGGAUCAAGCCCCGCCAGCCCAAGGUCAGGACCCCGGUGUACUACGACCUCUGGGCCACCACUGACCCCAACGCCAUCCUGGGGAGGCACAAGAUGCAUGUCCCCGCCCCCAAGCUGCGCCUGCCUGGUCACGAGGAGUCCUACAAUCCCCCCCCUGAGUACCUGCUGUCAGAGGAGGAGCGUCUUGCCUGGGAGCAGCAGGACCCAGAGGACAGGAAGUUGGAGCUCCUGCCCCAGAAGUUCUCCUGCCUGCGCGCCGUGCCUUCCUUCCCUCGCUUCAUCCAGCAGCGCUUCGAACGCUGCCUCGACCUCUACCUCUGCCCCCGCCAGCGCAAGAUGAGGGUGAGCGUCAAUCCAGAGGACCUGAUCCCCAAGCUCCCCAAACCCAAAGACCUGCAGCCCUUCCCCACCACACAGUCCCUGGUGUAUCGAGGUCACACCAGUCUGGUGCGUUCCAUAAGUGUGUCUCCUACUGGACAGUGGCUGGUCUCUGGCUCGGACGACGGCUCGCUGCGUUUCUGGGAGGUUGCCACGGCGCGCUGCAUGAAGACUCUGGAGGUGGGCGGAGCUGUGAAGGGCGUGGCCUGGAACCCUAACCCCGCACUCUGUCUGGUGGCCGUCUGCUUUGAGUGCUCUGUGCUUGUGGUGAGCCCUGGCCUGGCUGACCGGCUGGUGGUGUCGUCCACCGAGCAGCUGCUGUCCUCCUACGAGGCUCCAGAGGAGGAGAAGGAGCAGGCCGUGGUCUGGAGCUCCUCCCAGGGACCCGAUUACGAGAAGGGAAUCCGACUCACCCUCACUCACCCUAAGGCGGUGCGUCAGGUGACCUGGCACGCUAAGGGGGACUAUCUGGCCAGCGUGAUGCCGGACAACAGCAGCAACCUGCAGGUGCUCAUCCACCAGAUCAGCAAGCGCCGCACGCAGAACCCCUUCCGCAAGAGCAAGGGCCUGGUGCAGUGUGUAUCCUUCCACCCACUCAGGCCGUACUUCUUCGUGGCAACACAGCGAUACGUCCGUGUCUACAACCUCAUCAAGCAGGAGCUCACCAAGAAGCUGAUGACCAACUGCAAGUGGAUCUCCAGCAUGGCCAUCCACCCCGGAGGAGACAACCUGGUCUGUGGUAGCUAUGACAGCAGAUUGGCUUGGUUUGACCUGGACCUCUCCACCAAGCCCUACAAGAUCCUACGGCACCACAAGAAGGCCCUCAGGGGCGUGGCCUACCACAGCCACUAUCCUCUCUUCGCCUCGGGAUCGGACGAUGGCAGCGUCAUUGUCUGCCACGGCAUGGUGUACAAUGACCUGCUCCAGAACCCACUCAUCGUCCCAGUCAAGGUUCUGAAGGGUCACACCCUGACCCAUGACCUUGGGGUCCUGGAUGUGACCUUUCACCCCACCCAGCCCUGGGUCUUCUCCUCUGGAGCUGAUGCCACCAUCCGCCUCUUCACCUAAGACGUGUUAUUACCAUUUUAUUGUGUACUACAACCUAUUAUUAUUAUUAUUAACUAUCUUAUCCGCUAAGACCCGUUAUUGGCAUGUCCUUACCUGCUAGGACCUGUUAUAUACAUGUACUUACCUGUUAGGACCUGUUAUUAACAUGUUCUUACCUGCUAGGACCUGUUAUUGCCAUGAUUUUACAUGCUAGAACCUGGUAUUUCUAUCUAGAACCAUCUAUGAAUAUAUUUCCAUCUAGGAGGUGAUUUUUAACAUGUUAUUACUGAUGUAGACAUGUUAUUCUGUUCUAUCUGAUGACGUAAACGUGUUGUUAACGAUGUAAACAUGUUAUUGUGUACGAUCAGCUGAUGUAGAUGCCUGCUUCCCACCACACACAUCAGUGCUGCACCAAGUGCCUCCUUGUUCAGUCUCAUAACUGUUUAAUACAAGUUGUUAUAAAA